Molecule: messenger RNA, 1044 nt
Organism: Aspergillus versicolor CBS 583.65
Lineage: Eukaryota; Fungi; Ascomycota; Eurotiomycetes; Eurotiales; Aspergillaceae
Exons: 2
Coding region: 1-1044 (347 amino acids)
Source: RefSeq, a predicted model, not a curated record
AUGUUUGUCCGGUCGCGCUUCCGGCUUCUAGUCGCCGUCGCCCUGGUCCUCUGCUUUUUCCUGCUGCACCGGGCCAGGAAUGCGCGCGUGGUGGUUCUUCGGCCGCAGGAUCACGCUAGCAACAGCACAAUAGGCUUCCAACAAAUAUUCGCCCUGUCCCAGCGCCCGUCGUGGCGCACCCGUGGGCUCGAUGCUGCUGCCAACCUGACCGGGCUGGACAUCACCAUCCCACCCCAGCCCCCCGUGGACAAUCGGCUUGCGGAGGCGUUUGCAGACAUCGAGCCCCAUCUUGUCGGUGCGCAGCAGCCAGCGCCCGGGGCAAGCAAGGCCUGGCUUGCGCACCUGGACUUGCUGAAGCACGUCUACAUGCUGGACCUUGAAACUGCCCUGAUUCUCGAGGACGACGCCGACUGGGACACGGCACUACGCCAGCAGAUGCAAAAUAUUUCGUUGGCGGUGCGAAAUCUUACUGGCACUGCAGAAACCGACUUGACGCCGUAUGGUGAUGGCUGGGACGUGCUCUGGCUUGGGCAUUGCGGCGAACAGUGGGAUGACCAGAUCGAGACGGUAAUCUUUGACGACGUCAAUGUCAACCCCCAUGAAGCUUAUCACGGCUUCUGGCCGGAUGAGCUAGCUCAGCUACCGGAUUUUAAGCGGGCAGUGUACUGGUCCUCCAGCCCCGUCUGCACCUUUGCAUACGCCGUCUCACACGAGGGCGCCCGCAAGAUUCUGCGUAUUGCAGGGGCUGGUCAGGACGAGGCAUUUGACGUCAAGCUGCAGCAUGAAUGCCAGGGGGGACGACUUGCGUGUAUCUCGGUGGUGCCGGAAGUCUUUCACCAGUACUUCCCGCCGCCCGAGUUUGAUGUUAUGAGCGAUGUGGACGUUGGCAAUCACAAGGGCGAUCAGGCGCAGGAUGAGGCAUUCGAGUCGCUCAUGGGUUCGACCGAGAAUAUUGUAUACAGUGCCCGGUGCCAGGCGUUGUGGGGGAAGCAGUGUCCCCGUACAGAGGAAUCGCCAACAGAGGAACCACCUACAGAGGAAUGA